AUGGAUGCAAGGUUUUUCUCUCGGAGGAUGUCAAGUAGUGGAAAGAUAUUGAGCGAAGAGGAAAGAGCUGCAGAAAAUGUUUAUAUCAAGGGUCCUAAACCAGAAGACAAAGCAACUGCAGGCCCGGGGGAAUCGAUAACUGAUGCCAAGCCAAGUGGCUCAAGCUCAGGUUCUGGAGCAUCAACUGCCAAAGUAUCAACUGACAAGUACAUGAAUUAUGUUGUUGUCGCGGGUGUUGUGACUGCUUUUGCUAUCCUGGCAUGGUAUAUGAAGGGAAGUGAAAAGAAGAUAGAAGUGCAGGACUGA
Molecule: messenger RNA, 306 nt
Organism: Fragaria vesca subsp. vesca
Lineage: Eukaryota; Viridiplantae; Streptophyta; Magnoliopsida; Rosales; Rosaceae
Exons: 2
Coding region: 1-306 (101 amino acids)
Source: RefSeq, a predicted model, not a curated record